AUGAAGACAGCAUUACUUAUUCCAGGGAUGUUGGCCAUGCUUCUUUUGAUUUCCUUAGAGGUGACAGCAAAUUCGAAAGAAGAGAAGGUUGAUAGAAUGGGUGAUGCGAAAUUAGUGGGUGGUGGUGGGUUACAAGGCUCUGGUCGUGACUUACCUAGUCCUAUCCUCCCUGGUCGUGGCUCACCUAAUCAGGGCUUCUCCGGUCAGGGCUACCCUAAUCAGGGCUUCUCCGGUCAAGGCUACCCUAAUCAGGGCUUCAACGGUCAAGGCUACCCUAAUCAGGGCUUCAACGGUCAAGGCUACCCUAAUCAGGGCUUUAACGGUCAGGGCAUUUUUCCUGGUCGCGGGUAUCCCGAUCAGGGCUCUUCCGGUGGGAACUAUCCUGGUCAGGGCUUCCCGGUGCCGGCCCAAGCGCCUUGCCAUUUUGGCUGUUGUUAUGGGGAUGCCCGCGGUUGUUUAUCAUGCUGCUCAUCACACUGA
This is a messenger RNA of Sphenostylis stenocarpa, 480 nucleotides long. NCBI's taxonomy places the organism in Eukaryota, Viridiplantae, Streptophyta, Magnoliopsida, Fabales, Fabaceae. The record is from the annotation of a GenBank genome assembly.